Pristis pectinata (smalltooth sawfish) is the source of this 3218-nucleotide messenger RNA. RefSeq names its product protein phosphatase 1B-like. Gene Ontology annotation, molecular function: magnesium ion binding; manganese ion binding; protein serine/threonine phosphatase activity. Bases 425 to 1588 code for a protein of 387 amino acids. Gene Ontology annotation, cellular component: cytosol; nucleus. Lineage: Eukaryota; Metazoa; Chordata; Chondrichthyes; Rhinopristiformes; Pristidae. The record is from RefSeq and is a predicted model, not a curated record. Gene Ontology annotation, biological process: positive regulation of canonical NF-kappaB signal transduction; positive regulation of canonical Wnt signaling pathway; protein dephosphorylation. The transcript is spliced from 7 exons.
CCCCCCCCAGUUGCGGGCCGUUGUUUUUGCGCCACUUCCGCGGUGCUGGGCAAACGCCUGCGUUAAUUUUAGGGAGGAAAAAACACGGGAGGGGAGGGUCGUUUUAUUUGCAAACCGCCCAAUUCCUACCUACUUCCUCAAGCUCGCUGCAAUUUUACCCCAAUCAAUUUAAAAUCCCCUUUUUAAAGCACCCGGGGGGGGGUCUGAAUAUAUCUUUUUUGGCAAGCUUUGAGACUUUUAUUUGUGCACCCGAGUGUCUCUGGGGAGGGGGAAGGGUUUUUUUAAGAUUAUAUUUGUUCUUGACGUUAACACAAAGUAUACCAGGGGUCUUAGAGAGGUUUGGAAAUGGCUCUGCUUGGGAGCGAGGCUCCUCGAGUUUAAUUCGGAGCGAGAGAGAGAGAGAGAGAGGGGGGAUCGACCCGAGAUGGGUGCCUUCCUGGACCGUCCCAAGACAGAGAAGCUGAACGACCACGGGGAAGGGAAUGGGAUCCGCUACGGGCUGUGCAGCAUGCAGGGCUGGCGGGUGGACAUGGAGGACGCGCACUCGGCGAUGCCUGAGCUGGCCGACAAGCUGAAGAACUGGUCGUUCUUCGCCAUCUAUGACGGGCACGCGGGCUCGGGGGUAGCCAAGUACUGUGCCAAGAACCUGCUGCAGCACAUCACCGGCAGCCAGGAGUUCACAGGGUUGGCGGAGGGCGGGACCGACUCCCCGGGGGCGGUGGACAGCGUGCGCCGGGCCAUCCGGACGGGCUUCCUGAACAUCGACGAGCAGAUGCGCAGUGACUCGGCACUGGGCGACAACGACAUGGACCGGAGCGGCUCGACGGCCGUGGCCCUGCUCCUCUCGCCCACCCACGUCUACUUCAUUAACUGCGGCGACUCCCGGGGCGUCCUGCACCGCGGCAGCUCCCUCCACUUCUCCACCGAGGACCACAAGCCCUGCAACCCCCGGGAAAAGGAGCGCAUCCAGCGGGCGGGGGGCAGCGUGAUGAUCCAGCGGGUCAAUGGCUCGCUGGCCGUCUCCCGGGCGCUGGGCGACUACGACUACAAGUGCGUGGAUGGCAAGGGCCCCACCGAGCAGCUGGUGUCCCCCGAGCCCGAGGUGAUGGUCAUCGAGCGCUCCCCAGAGGACGAGUUCGCCGUGUUAGCCUGCGAUGGCAUCUGGGACGUCAUGAGCAACGAGGAGCUCUGCGCCUUCGUGCGCUCCCGGCUGGAGAUCACCGACGACCUGGAGCUGAUCUGUAACCUGGUGGCGGACACCUGCCUCUACAAGGGGAGCCGAGACAACAUGAGCAUCGAGCUGGUCUGCUUCGAGAAUGCACCGAGGCCCUCGGAGGAGGCCAGGCAGAGAGAGGCCGAGCUUGACGCCUACCUGGAGGCCCGGGUCAAAGAUCUGGUGGGGAAGGCCGGACCGGAGGGACCCCCAGGAAUGCUGGACGUGAUGCACUCCUUGCUCAUCGAGAACAUUCCCAACCUACCCCCCGGAGGAGGCCUCACCAGCAAGCGGAGCGUCAUCGAAACAGUUUAUAACCAGCUUGUUCCUCAGAAGGCUGACCAGGACUUGGAAGAUCCAGACGCUGUGUUGUAACUGGAGAUUUCGGCGGAGGGGUGUGGGAACGCUGGACGGUCUAAUCCCGGGUUUCGGCAUUUUAAGAACAUGUGCGUGCAGAAGAAGAGAAUCCGAUUGAUUAUAUUUAUAAAUGUUUUCCUUUUGCCAGUCUCCCUCUCGUGCCCGUUUCUGAACAUCACUGCCUGCCUGUACCCGUUAAGCCGUUACCCUUGGAAUCCACCAUCUACCCCCUUCCCGUCUAGACGGAACUCUGCUAACGUUGGACCUCUGGGGCUGUGCGAGGGAUUUUUCGGUGUGAAUAACUUAUUAACUGUGUGCUUAGUUUUCCUCACUUCUACUGUUCUAAUUCUUGCACCGGUGGGACACCCAGACAGCGAGCCAGGGUGCACUGGGAGUCUUCACCUGGGUGUUGGCCAGGCACGCAGUCACAGAGGAGGGAAGGGGGUUUUGGGGUACCUGGCCUGAGGCUGCAGGGGUGACCCUGAGGAAGGACACUUGCUGCCUCUCGAUUUUUGGUGGGGGUGGGGGGCAGUGGGGAGUCUCCUGCCGCAGACUGGAGACCUGCAUUGGAGUACGUUGGGCAGGAGUCCUGAGUUCUCCACUGUGCUGCCACUUGGGGGCCUCCCCUGGAGCGAGGGAGGCAGCAUCUGUAUGUGUGUGGGGGGGGGGGGGGGGGAACAGGGUGGGUAGCGUUUUGUUUUCAAAGAAGAAAAUCCAUAGUUGACGUCCAGAUCAGUUUCUGGAGAACGCACGGCUGACGGUUGUGUGUGAGUGAGGGGUGCCCUUUUGGUGCGGGAGAGGAAGUGUCCUCUUGGUGUGCAGGGUGUGUGUGAGUAUGCAUGCAUGUGUGAAAGUACGUGCAAGAUGCAUGCACCUGUGAGUGUGUGCAUGCAUCAGUGAGACCGUGCACAUAGUUGUGUGAGUAACUCUGUGCAUGAGUGUGUAUGGUUCAGAGUGAGUGAGGGCGUGCAUUGGUGUGGAUCUGCCCAGUGAAACUGAGGGGCAUUUGGAAGGGGGGUGGCAGGUAGCAGGCAGUAAUCAUCUCUCUGCCCCCAGCGGCCCCUCUGAAUACCCGCCACUGUCUCCCCACAGCGGGGCGUGUCUUGCCUGGGCCCAGAGCUUUGUUCUUCCUUGAAGAUGUACAGGUAUUCGUUUUGUUGGUGUUUAAUAAUGCAACUGUUUUAUAAGGAAGGAAUUGCGUGGUGUUUGCAGGGUUUUGUGGGCUGAGCAAUGUUGCAGGAGUGGUUUGAUGGGACUGAGUUUUAAAUAACUGUUGGCUCACUCCCACCAACAGUUGGAGAGUUAGUUUACUUAGUUCAGUACCAUUUCUCUCUCUACGUUUCGCUUGCUUUGCUCAAUGGCCCUCCUCCCCUCCCCAUCCCACCUAUUUUCCCCCCCCCCCCACCCUUCCCCUUACCCCUCCUGUGCCUGGGGGUGGGUUGUUUCUCUGAGGGCUUCUCCUGGGUCCUAGUGCUCGUCAUUGUUCCAGAUAUUUUAACCCUCUGGAGUUAAUCCUCAUUGUGACAUCCUUUUUUUUAGAAAAAAGCCUUCUGUUGUAACUAUGGAAACAGGGACCUAGUAGGAACAAAAUAAGGGACUCGACAACUUUUAAAAGCUGAAGUUAUAAUUAAAAUAUUUCCAACUCCAA